AUGUACGCUGAUCGUAAAGUAUACGGUCAGACUAAGAAUCCCAGGAUAUUUAUAGUGGUCACUUCGACGUAUGUACGCACUUUCCAAGUGCUGUAUUUGACUGGUGUGAUGCACUCGCUAAUGCUGGUUCCCUAUGAUCUGGUUUGGAUCGUGGGGGAAGCUGGUGGCGUCAGCAAUGAAAAGGCGUCGCUUAUUGCGAAACCGAGCUUGAAAAUUAUCCACGUCGGAUUCAAUCAACGGAUGCCGAAUUCCUGGGAAGAACGACAUAAAUUAGAGUCCAAGAUGCGUCUUCGUGCUCUAAGAAGUAUUAGAGAGAAGAAAUCGGAUGGAAUUGUUAUGUUUGCUGGUGAUAGCAAUAUGUUUAGUAUGGAACUUUUUGAUGAGAUCCAAAAUGUGAAAUGGUUCGGGGCUGUUUCAGUUGGAAUGCUUACUCAUUCGGUUAAUACUGAUGAGAUGGCGGAUCGAAAAAAGGAUGAAAAGGAGAAUCCUAGAAUGCCUAUUCAAUGCCCUGCUUGUAACGCCUCCGAUAUGUUGGCAGGAUGGCAUACUUUUAAAACAUUGCCAUUUGUUGGGAAAAGUGCGGUUUAUAUCGAUGAUCGAGCAACUGUGCUGCCGAAGAAGUUGGAAUGGUCAGGGUUUGUUUUGAAUUCUAGGUUGCUUUGGAAAGAUAGCAGUGAUAAGUCGGAAUGGAUUAAGGAUAUUGAUAUGUUGAAUGGUGAUAUUGAGAGUCCCUUGGGUUUGGUUAAUGACCCUUCGGUGGUGGAGCCACUUGGAAACUGCGAUCGUCAAGUUUUGCUCUGGUGGCUUCGAGUUGAAGCUCGUGCUGAUAGUAAAUUUCCUCCCAUAUGGAUAAUUGACCCACCUCUGGAGAUCACGGUCUCAUCAAAACGCACUCCAUGGCGAGAUGCUCCCCCGGAACUCCCUGCUAAUGAAAAACCAACAAUGGGCAUUCAAGAUCCAAUAGUGAAGCAUAGCACAAAGAGGACAUCCAGAUCAAAACAUCGAAGUAAAAGAAAGCCUGAACCAAAAACCGACACACAGGUUUCGACAAGGCAUUCUGAACAAAACUAAAAUCUUUACCCUGCAACCUAUGGAACUGCUGCACCAUGAGAUUGGACCAAAUA
Gossypium raimondii (Peruvian cotton) is the source of this 1124-nucleotide messenger RNA. Its product is annotated as beta-1,4-xylosyltransferase IRX14. The transcript has 2 exons. The coding region runs from base 1 to 1071 and encodes 356 amino acids. Gene Ontology annotation, cellular component: Golgi membrane. Gene Ontology annotation, biological process: glucuronoxylan biosynthetic process; plant-type secondary cell wall biogenesis. Gene Ontology annotation, molecular function: galactosylgalactosylxylosylprotein 3-beta-glucuronosyltransferase activity; xylosyltransferase activity. The record is from RefSeq and is a predicted model, not a curated record. NCBI's taxonomy places the organism in Eukaryota, Viridiplantae, Streptophyta, Magnoliopsida, Malvales, Malvaceae.